Messenger RNA from Effrenium voratum, 1697 nucleotides. NCBI's taxonomy places the organism in Eukaryota, Dinophyceae, Suessiales, Symbiodiniaceae. The record is from the annotation of a GenBank genome assembly.
GAACCCCAGCGUUUCUCGACGUCGAACAGCUCGAGACUGAUGCAGCGCAUCGCUCGCGCAGGCCAAAGCGAAGAAGCUGCGACGCGGUGAGCGGCCGCAGCGUGGCGUGCUGCUUAGUGAGCUUUUGCAGCACGCUGUACUUGGCGGGGAUCCAGACGGAGGUGAGGGUCCUCAACGGAAUGCAGCCGCCGAAUGCCGAGGUCCAUGCCGACCGAACGAUCUCAGCGCCUUCCUUGUCGCCCCCGCAGGCUCAUGAUCCCUCGAGGGCCUCCAAUGCAAAUGCUGCCAUAUCCGUCACCGAGACUUCAACGAGUCCAACUCCCACGCCGACCUCUUCGGAAGCUGCCAACGGGUCCAGCCCGGAAAUUGGCUACAUGAUUCCCAGGGCUGACUGCCCCAAAGGGGCAGACCAAGUGGCGUCCCUGGAGGAAUGCAUCGCUGCGGCUGCCUUCCUGAAGAAGAAGAUGAUGUCCACCACGCCCUUCUCGGCCCACUCGGACCCGGUGGGAUGCAUCUACCGUACCACGGACCGGGACAUCUUCUUCAAUAACCAUCCUGAGGGCAGCCCGAACAAGGAGCGGCGGCCCAUCUGCAAGGGCCCCCUACUGGCAGUGGGCGCUGGCGGACUAAACCCGAAGUCGAUCAAGCCCGUGGCCGCCUGGGACCAGGCCUCAGACGAGAUGCGCCACGCGGCGGCGAAGAUUCGGCUCUUCUGCUUCGCCUGGACGCCCUUCCGGGGCGGCGACCAGGCAAUGCUGGCAGAGGUGACCCUGCAGUACAACAAGUGUGAUGGCCACGCCUUCUUCAGCGACCGCUACCCCGGCGGCGAGAAGCGUGAGGACGUCAUCGUGGUGAAGGUCCCGGAGCAGCGGGUGCCCCGCACGGACCAGCAGUGGCUGUAUCAUCGCAACAUGGUGGGCCUUAUGCCGACCUGGGACCAUUUGCUUCGCACAGGCUUGGCUGAGCAGUACGACUGGGUCAUCAACACCGAGUUAGACCACUUCGUGAGUCCCAGCCGCUGCCGCCUCGCCAUCGUCAGCUACCUGCAGACGCUGCAGAAGGCAUCGCCCACCGAGCAAAAGUCUGCCCAUGGGCCGCUGAUGCUGAUGUGGGGCAAUGCCUUUGUGUUUAACCGAAAGAUGGUGAGCCUCAUGCGGGAGCAGUGGAAGCACCUGGGCACCACGGAGACCGGGAAGUCCGUGGGCGUGGGAUGUCCGCAGUUCAUGCGCGGACGACAGGAGUGGCCCGAGUUCUGCUCCCAGGAUAUCGUGUAUCCGAACCUCGUGGAGGGGGUCUUGCGUGGCGGCGCAGCGGCCUACGGCCGCCCGGGCUGUGGCCAAGCAGAUGGCACCACCAGGAAUCGCAUCCCGUUUCAGCUGGGAUGCUGGGAGAUGCAGAAGAACCCCUACGGCAUGUCGGAGGAGGGUGAGUCGGAUGCCAUCCAAGAGUUCGCGCAGAUCCAGAAGAUGAAGGACGAGCGCGAAGCUAUGCGGCGAUAUGCUGGAACUGAGCAAGCAGAGAACUACAAGCUGUGGUUCUCAGCGAAGAACGUGCCCGUGAUCCACCACAUCGUGGGGGCGGAGGUGCACAAGUUGGCGCGAGAGCUUCUGGACCCCGAGCCCGAGAAGAAGAAAAAGACGCGCGCGCUUUCGCCGAGCGAUUCAGCGGAGCGGUUGCGGCACCAUGAGAGAUGGUAA